This is a messenger RNA of Python bivittatus (Burmese python), 932 nucleotides long. The record is from RefSeq and is a predicted model, not a curated record. NCBI's taxonomy places the organism in Eukaryota, Metazoa, Chordata, Lepidosauria, Squamata, Pythonidae.
CUCUCCUUCUUUUCAACAAUCCAGACCAUCUACACAGUGGGUUAUAGCAUCUCAGCUACCUCUCUUGUCAUGGCAGUCCUGGUCCUUGUUGCAUUCAGGAGACUCCGUUGCCCCAGGAACUACAUCCAUGUCCACCUCUUUCUCACCUUCAUCCUGAAGGCCAUUGCUAUCUUCAUCAAGGAUGCGGUUCUUCUAGAGAGUGAAGGGAGUGAAUACUGCAGCUUCUCCACGCCUGAAUGCAAGAUCUCGGUGGUCCUCCUUCACUUUUUCACCAUGGCCAACUUCAUGUGGUUGUUAGCAGAAGCUCUGUACCUCAAUUGCCUGCUCCUCUCGUCCUUUCCCCAUGGAAGAAGAUACUACUGGUGGCUUGUUCUCUUUGGAUGGGGUGUCCCAACAUUUUUUACCACCUUGUGGAUACUAUUGAAAGUGCACUUUGAAGAUAUUUUGUGCUGGGACGCGAACCAAGGUUCUCCUUACUGGUGGCUCAUCCAGGGACCCAUCAUUCUGUCUGUCGCGGUCAACUUCAUUCUUUUUAUCAACAUCAUCCAAAUCUUGCUGAAAAAACUGAAUCCCAGACAAAUCAAUUUCAACAACUCCUUUCAGUACAGACGCCUCUCUAAGUCAACUCUGCUUCUCAUACCCUUGUUUGGAACUCAUUACAUCAUCUUCAACUUCCUGCCUGAAUACACCCAUAUGGGUGCCCGUCUAUACUUGGAGCUAUGCUUCGGAUCAUUUCAGGGCUUCGUUGUGGCUGUUUUAUACUGUUUUCUAAAUCAAGAGGUUCAAGCAGAAAUUUGCCGGAAAUGGCGAGGCAACGGUUAUGGAUUUAUGAUGCCUGUUUGGAGGCAGAAGACAAAGUGGACGAUGCCCUCAAGUUCUGGAAUCAAAGUGACCACCUCUAUGUUUAAGAGUUAACUGGUGAAGUGAUAGAA